AUGGAGCUUGGGGAUGCCUUCAGGAAGCCCGCCCGCGCAAGUGGUGUCGUCGGCGGAUCCUCGGCCGGCGGCCCGGACCGGCUGAGCUCUCUGCCGGACUGCCUCCUCCAUACCAUCAUGUCCUCCUUGAAAGCUCGGCAGGCUGUCCAGACAUGCGUGCUGUCCACACGGUGGAGGCACCUCUGGCGCUCAGUGCCGUGCCUCGACAUCGACUUUGAUGAGUUUAACAAGGCGCCCCCUUCUGACGACAGCUCUAGCUCCGACGAUGGUACCUUUGAUUCCGACAGUGACCGCUGGAAUGAUGAUCCUGACGCUGACGACGACGACGACAACAUCCACAACGACUGGGAGCACUUCACCAAGUACAAGGACUGGGAGGAUUUUGAGGAUUUUGCCGUGACACUGAUACGCCGCUGUAACAUUGCACAGUUGGAUUCAUUCCAGCUGCAUACUGAUGGAAGCAGAGCACCGGAGUUUGGCAAUAGAGUGGCAGCAGGAUGGCUCCGUCGCGCCAUGAAAUACUGCACUCCUGAUCAUGCCAAUCAGCAGGGAUUGAGCUCUGGUUCUUGGCGCCUCAAAAGGCUACAUCUCUGCCAUGUACUUCUUGAUGACCAUUUUGUGAAGUGUGUUAGUUCAGUGUGCCGCUCUUUGGAGGAUUUGGAGCUGUACAAUUGCAGUUGUGAAAUUCAGUCAAUCACCUCCCAAUCGCUGAAGACCCUGGUUCUGAAAAGAUGUGGAUGGCGCAAUCUUUCUGAGAUUAUAUCGCCCACACUGAAGACAUUGGUUAUUGAUGGCGGCUCAAAUAUAGGUGCCUGUGUGCUAGUUAUCUUGGCCCCCUCUGUGGUGUAUCUGCAUUUGGCUAUGCGUGUUGACUACUUUAGUGGUGGUGUUUCAUUAAACGAGGUGCCAUCUGUUGCCAAGGCUUUGAUUCAUCUAUGGUAUCACAAAUAUGUUUAUGCCAGAAGUAAACUUGCUGGCGAUCAAUUCAAGCUUCUCUGUAGCAUAUCUAAUUCGACAAAUUUAGAAUUGUUGGGUGUUGGGACAACAGUGCUUGGUAAGGAACCCAAAUUCCAAGAAUUCAAGAACCUGAGGAGCUUAUUGCUGGACAGAUGUGAUCUCAGUGAUGACUUCAAGACAUUGGUAUUCUUUCUUCGGAGUUCUCCUAUUCUUGAGAAGCUCACUUUACGGUGCUGCGAGUUCCCAAAAUAUUCUAACAAAAAGAAAGGAACACCCAUACUCAACAAGACCUCAUCUUCUGAGCUCCGUGGACUGGAUUUGCUGUGGCACGCCAUGGAGCCUGAGGAUGCCUUCAGGAAGCGCGCCCGCGCAAGUGGUGUCGUCGGCGGAACCUCGGCCGGCGGCCCGGACCGGCUGAGCUCUCUGCCGGACUGCCUCCUCCAUACCAUCAUGUCCUCCUUGAAAGCCCGGCAGGUGGUCCAGACAAGCGUUCUGUCCACACGGUGGAGGCACCUCUGGCGCUCGGUGCCGUGCCUCGACAUCGACUUUGAUGAGUUCAGCAACACGGCGCCCGCUUCUGACGUCUUCGAUAGCAACGAGAGCGACGAUGAUACCUCUGAUUCCGACAGUGAUAACUGGCACAACCACAAGGACUGGGAGCACGUCACCAAGUACAAGGACUGGGAGGAUUUUGAGGAUUUUGCCGUGACCCUGAUGCGCAGCUGUAACAUUGCACAGUUGGAUUCAUUCCGGCUGCAUGUUGUCCAAAGCCGAGCACCGGAGUUUGGCAAUAGAGUGGCAGCAGGAUGGCUCCGUCGUGCCAUGAAAUACUGCACCCCAGAUCGUGCCAGUUAUCAGGGAUUGAGCUCCGGUUCCUGGCGACUCAAAAGGCUGCAUCUCUGCCAUGUACUUCUUGAUAAUAAUUUUCUGAAGCAUGUUAGUUCAGUGUGCUGCUCUUUGGAGGAUUUGGAGCUGGACGAUUGCAGUUGUCAAAUUCAGUCAAUCACCUCCCACUCGCUGAAGACCCUGGUUCUGAAAAAAUGUCGAUGGCGCAAUCUUUCUGAGAUUAUAUCGCCCACACUGAAGACAUUGGUUAUUGAUGGUGGCUCAAAUACUGAUGCCUGUGUGCUUGUUAUCUUGGCCCCUGCUCUUGCAUAUCUGCAUCUGGCUAUGCAUAUUACCCUCUUUCGUGGUGGUGUUUCAUUAAACGAGGUGCCAUCCAUUGCCAAGGCAUUGAUUCAUCUACGGGGUCACAGACAUUGUUCUGUCAGAAGUAAAAUUGGUGGCGAUCAAUUCAAGCUUCUCUGUUGCAUAUCUAAUUCGACAAAUUUAGAAUUGUCGGGUGUUGGGACAACAGUGCUCGGUAAGGGAUCCAGAUUCCAAGAAUUCAAGAACCUGAGGAACUUAUUGCUGUGCAACUGUGAUCUCAGUGAUGACUUCAAGACAUUGGUAUUCUUUCUUCGGAGUUCUCCUAUUCUUGAGAAACUCACUUUGCGUCACUGCGUGUUCCCAGAAUAUUCUAACAAAAAAAAGGGAACGCCCAUACUCAACAAGACCUCAUCUUCUGAGCUCCAUGGACUGGAUUUGCUGUGCGAGAACCUCAAGGUUGAAAUCAUAUAUGGCAAUGGCUAUGGACCCCACCUUAUCAGGCUUCUGCGGCGUGUUUCAGUGAAUCUGUCGAAGAACAACAUUAAACUCACCAAAGUUAAUUAG
Messenger RNA from Miscanthus lutarioriparius, 2670 nucleotides. NCBI's taxonomy places the organism in Eukaryota, Viridiplantae, Streptophyta, Magnoliopsida, Poales, Poaceae. The record is from the annotation of a GenBank genome assembly.